Messenger RNA from Dermacentor andersoni, 1120 nucleotides. RefSeq names its product NADH dehydrogenase (ubiquinone) complex I, assembly factor 6 homolog sicily (gene sicily). Gene Ontology annotation, biological process: biosynthetic process. The record is from RefSeq and is a predicted model, not a curated record. Lineage: Eukaryota; Metazoa; Arthropoda; Arachnida; Ixodida; Ixodidae.
ACGGUGGCGCCAGCUUUUCCAGCAGAACAGCUCAGGGUCCUGCACAUUUUAUGGCAGUUGCAUUGAACAUUUAAGCAGUAUGUUUCGGAACAGUUUAAGAACCACAGCUCAAUAUGGGAGCUUACCAGAUAAAUGUAUUUAUUAUAGGUCACGUGUGAAGUGCACACCAAUGUCCAAACUAUUCAAGUCGUCUAUAGCGGAGCGAGGGACAUCUCCGGCUGCUUACUGUAUGGAUCAGGUGAAGCAGUACGACUAUGAGAAUUAUCUCUGCUCUCUUCUUUUACCGGCUGGCCUGCGAAGGAGUGCCUUCGCUAUCCGGGCGUUCAACGUUGAGCUCGCUCAGAUUAGAGACAUUGUUUCAAGAGCCGACAUAGGUUUGAUGAGGAUCCGUUUUUGGAAAGAUGCUGUCGAAAGGGUUUACAAGGGAAACCCUCCCGAACAUCCAGUUGCGCAGGAGCUGAGCAUGAUGAUUCAGUCAAAACAGCUGUCGCGACAUUGGAUCAGCAGAAUGAUUGAAUCAAGGGAAAGUAUCCUUAGUGAUAAGCCACAUAGCACUGUUAAUGAGCUUGAAGAAUAUGCUGAAAAAAGUGUGUCAUCCACGCUGUAUUUUAUCCUGCAAGCCAUGGGUGUGCAGGAUGUAGCAUGUGAUCAUGUUGCCAGCCAUAUUGGGAAAUUGCAGGGGUUAACAAAUCUGAUAAGAGGAAUCCCUUUCAAUGCUGCAAAAGGCCGUGUGUAUCUUCCAUCUGAGCUCAUGGCCAAGCACAAGGUGUCGCAAGAGGCAGUUGCACGUGGAAAAGCAGACCUAAAGGAAGUGAUAUAUGACAUUGCUUGUACAGCCCAUCAACACUUAGCUACGGCACGCAGUUUGAAGAAAGACGUACCAAGGGAUGUAAGACUAGUCUACCUUCCUGCGGUUGCUUCCAAUGCAUAUUUAGAAAAGCUACGUCACGCCGAUUUCAAUGUGUAUGAUGGACGACUACAUGUGCGCAAUGGCAUGCUCCCUUUAUCCUUAUGGUGGCAUAAAGUAAAGAGAACUUUUUAGACUGCUAGGUUAGUAGUAUAUUUUCCUUGUCAUCCACUCAUUGGACAUGUGUAUUAAAUAAACACUUCAUUACAGUCA